Adineta steineri is the source of this 399-nucleotide messenger RNA. Lineage: Eukaryota; Metazoa; Rotifera; Eurotatoria; Adinetida; Adinetidae. The record is from the annotation of a GenBank genome assembly.
AUGAUGGAAAUUGAAGAAAUGGAAGAAGAAGAAGAAGAACAACAACAAUAUGAACGAAAUCGUGGUGGUCGUAAACAAAUUAAACUUGGUACAACACGUCGUAAUGCUCGUGAAAGAAAUCGUGUUCGUCAUAUAAAUGCAUGUUUUGAAGUACUUCGUCAACAUAUUCCACAUGAAAAACAUAAUAAAAAACUUUCGAAAGUUGAUACACUUAAAUCAGCGAUGAAUUAUAUUGAAAAUCUUAAACAAAUUCUUCAUUCAACAACGACAACAACACCAUCACCAAAUAUUUAUUCAUCAUCACAACAAACAAAUGUAUUUAUUCCAAUUAAUAUUAAACAAGAACAUUAUUAUUAUUAUCAAGAUCAAGAUCAUGAACAAGAUCAUUCAUCAGAAUAG